AUGCCACCUGCCCUUACCAAAGACAGUAUCACUAUAUCGACACCAGACUCUUCAAUGCGGCGGCAAGGCCCACAGAGCGAGAACACAACGCGUCGAAGCCAACCAACCAUCCGUCCGUCGGCGACUAGCGAUUUCGCACGAUCGCAUGUAGCCAAUUGGUCACCACCAGUACCUGUAACGCCUGAGUCGGAGGCUCUACGAGAAUUUAAGACUGAGUGGAAGCGACACUCUUCCGGGCACCCUUUCGGCGAUGGGAACGAAUCUGGCAAGAAGCUUCUGAUUGUGGAUCUACAAGAUUUCGAAAUUUACCGAACACCGGACAGUGAGAAGAGGGCAUAUGAAUUGAUUAGCCUCCACUAUCUCGAAAUUCCUAUCACCAAGAAACUAUGUUUUGACGGCUUUAUAUGCUUAGGCGCGACUAAGCACUUUGUGCACGCUGUACCUAUUCAAGAUAGUUCUAUUGAGGGAUACGGGGACUUAGAGAAUGCUGGUAUCACGACUUACAUACAAUCGACUCUCGCUGCCGAAGAUACUGUGUAUGACGUCUGGUACAGACUUAACAAAGCCGCUCUAGGUUACAGGAGAUUCCAGAAAUCAUUCGUUUGGGUUGCGCAACUAGGAAAGCAUGUGAUCGACUACCUGGAAUCGGCGGGCAGUGUGGGACUCUACGAGUUUCGCGAAGGUUUUCAUGCUUGGAUGAUGACGCAACGAUUCGCACAAUGCUCAGACUUCGGACGAUGGCACGGUGCCUUCAGACACCAGACUGACUUUCGCGUUGGCGUCAACGCGUAUAUCGAAUAUUUCUACAAUCAGGCUUUCAACCUCCCAAACUCGAAACAGCUGCUAGCGCAUCCGCUAUGGAGCGAAUGCAUGGCCAAAGAUCUGACAGCUAUCGAACUCCAAGAGAGGGUUAUUGAGCAAACUAUCGCUACGCCUGAGGUAUUUAGUUGCUUUAAAGACAUGUAUUUCGGUGGACAACUACGCAAGCAACGUCCGGUAGAGACUAUUGCUAUCGAACAGGAGCGUAGGAAGCGCAAACUGGGUUUCGCCAAACGUAGGUCAGCACGACAGACAACUACAACACGACCAAACGUCUGUAUACCUUACGGAAACUCACCAGUAAGGGUAGGCGACAUAGUUGCACUAACGCCGAACGAAACAGAUUGCAGAGUUUGGCGUAAUACGAACUGGGACUGGCUUGCCUACGUUCAGGCUACGGAGCUUCUGAAGAACGGAGUUCAGAAGUUGUUCGUGCUAUGGAUCUAUCGCCAUCAUGAGACCAACAUCUCUACAGCGAGGUAUCCUUAUGACAACGAGGUCUUUCUAUCCGACAACUGCAAUUGUACCGAGGGGGAGCUAUUGUCUACUGACAUCAACGGAAGGUACGAUAUAGAUUGGUCGCCAAGUAAGAUCGAUGCCAACCACUUCUUCAUCCGUCAGACCUACGUUACUCAGGAUAGCGCUUUCGUAACCGUCCAACCCUCACAUAAGACUUGCAUAUGCCUAAGACCCAAAAGCUCGCCAGAGGAGACUUAUCACCGCGGCGACACAGUAUACAUGGCAAGAGCAUUGCACGGAUAUCAAAUCCUGGAUCCAGUCGUCAUUCAGGGUAUCGAUCACGCUAAUCAAACGACCACGAUACGCAAACUACUAAGACUAAAGCGUGACUGCGAGGAGCUGGCAAAGGAGGCUGGUCGAGUCGAUCUCGCCCCAAAUGAGCUUGUGCUUACUGACGAAUAUGAGGUGGUGGUCUUAUCUCGUAUCCAGAGGCGCUGCCACAUCAAGUUUGUUUCCAAGUCAGACAUUGUGAAUGACUGCAUACCAUUCACAUACAAUCGUGGUGGUGCAGGCGAUCUUUGGUUUCUAGCUAUGGGAACGAUCACUAAGGCACAGGAGAAGAGCCUCGUCUUCCUGCGCAGUCUUCCAAACAGUUUCAACGAAGUUCCCGAUAUGACUUCAUCUCAACAAACCUUGCGAGGCAUGAGCCUAUUUAGUGGCGGAGGUUCUCUCGAUCGAGGCCUUGAAGAAGGCGGUGCAGUCGUCUUCAACUCUGCUGUCGACUUCAGUCCACAUGCUAUCCAUACUCAACGAGCGAAUGCGAAGAACCCAAAGGCAAUGUCUCUCUUUUGUGGUUCUGUCGACGACCACUUGAAUGCAGCUUUGAAGGGUAGCAGACCGAAGCUCAUUCCUCGAGUUGGAGAUGUUGAUUUCAUCGCUGCUGGAUCUCCGUGUCCUGGGUUCUCACUUCUUCAGCGGAAUCCUUUCAGUGAGCCGUCGUUGCGUAACGCAUCACACAUUAGUACAUUCUGUUCUUAUGUCGAUCUGUAUCGGCCCCUAUACGGUAUUCUCGAGAACGUGGUCAAUAUGGCAUCAACGCGUGUUGGGUACGAAAAUCAAAAUGUGUUAUCGCAGGUAGUUGCUUGCCUCGUUUCAAUGGGCUACCAGUGCAACCAAUACAUUAUGGAUGCAUGGAGCUAUAGUAGUGCGCAACAACGCUCACGGUUGAUCCUUACUAUAGCAGCACCAGGCCUCGAACUGAUAGCGCAGCCGUGGCACACUCAUGCUCGACCAUUGGAGGAAAUCGCUGGGAAAAGCCUUGGUCGUCUACCCAACGGGAAGCGAUUUGGUGAACGAGAGUACUACCCUACACCCUUUGCAUAUGUACCUGCAUCGACUGUGAGUGAUGAGUUGCCUGAUAUUGGAACCGGCAUCGUUCAGACCUGCAUUCCGUUUCCAGAUCAUAGAGUGCCGGGACUAUCCACACGCAAACAACGGGCAAUUGUUAAAUGCAUUCCGACACAACCACCGGGCUGUGGUUACAGAGAAGCCGAUCAACGCGGCCUCAUUCCGACGCUCUUAAGAGAUCCAAGGGCCGAGGCUGGAAAGGCCUACAAGAGGAUUAAAGCCAAGGGUUUGAUACCAUGUAUCACGACGGGUCUUGCUGUCUAUAAUUCUCGCGCCGGCGCACUAUUACAUUGGGACCAACAUCGAUCAAUUAGUGUAUUAGAGGCUCGUCGUACGCAAGGUUAUAUGGAUCAAGAGCCGAUCAUCGGCAAUCUUAACGAGCAAUAUAGGAUCGUUGGAAAUGGGGUGGAUCGAAAAGUUGCUUUUGCAAUAGGGCUAGCUUUACUUCGAGCUGUUCAGAAGAACGAUUUAGGAUUCACAGCGAAUGGGACGACACAAAACUCUGCGGAGACGAUCGGUUUUCCCAGCGAUAUCGCGGUCCAGUCAGAUCAAGGUAUCAGCUUCAAGGUCGACUCCAAAUCUAUCGUGCCCGAAGUAUCAUCACUCCAGAAGGAACAAAGUAACAAGAGUGCUGGACAGGCGGUGAUGAUGUCCAGGAAAUCACGAACCGUCGAUAACAUGCAUGAUGACACCAGUAGUUCGAUUCUAUCCAAAAAAGAUGCAAAACCAUCAGAUGGGCCCGCACACGAGCUUAUACGGGCACCUACGCUCUCACAGUCUAGUAGCUGCGAUCAACCAAACCCGGGUUUUUUCUCCCGCUUUUCCAAAAGCCUCACCUCUAGCAUCGGCAGACUAUCGUUGUCAAGUAUGGCAUCUUCCGGACCAGCUAUGGUACCAACGCCCAUGAAACGCAAUCGGGAAGAUGACAUAAAAGACAGCACUACGGAAAGCGAGAGCCAUCUCUCCGAGGAGCGACCCCGGAAACAGCCACGUGUUAGAGAAAUGCCAUCGGUGGACAAUUCCACUACUAGUGAAGCAGAGAAUAGUAGUAGAAAUUCUGUAUUCUCACAUCGGCGUAGCAGAGGAAGUUCGACUAGCUCAUCAAAAACUCGUCAAACUCGUCAUUCAGGAUUGUCCGUGGAAUUCGUCCCAAUGAAAUGGAACAAGAAACCAGAGUCAGAGACGCGUGAGAGCGUGGAUGGAAGAGUCUGA
Alternaria arborescens is the source of this 3897-nucleotide messenger RNA. RefSeq lists its product as hypothetical. Lineage: Eukaryota; Fungi; Ascomycota; Dothideomycetes; Pleosporales; Pleosporaceae. Bases 1 to 3897 code for a protein of 1298 amino acids. Gene Ontology annotation, molecular function: methyltransferase activity; chromatin binding. The transcript has a single exon. Gene Ontology annotation, cellular component: nucleus. The record is from RefSeq and is a predicted model, not a curated record.